This is a messenger RNA of Bubalus bubalis (water buffalo), 1070 nucleotides long. RefSeq names its product syntaxin 19 (gene STX19). Gene Ontology annotation, biological process: synaptic vesicle fusion to presynaptic active zone membrane; exocytosis; intracellular protein transport. Gene Ontology annotation, molecular function: SNAP receptor activity; SNARE binding. The record is from RefSeq and is a predicted model, not a curated record. Gene Ontology annotation, cellular component: plasma membrane; SNARE complex; endomembrane system. The coding region runs from base 169 to 1053 and encodes 294 amino acids. NCBI's taxonomy places the organism in Eukaryota, Metazoa, Chordata, Mammalia, Artiodactyla, Bovidae. The transcript is spliced from 3 exons.
ACUUCCUGUUACCAGCUAGCUCCAGUGAAAACAAUCUUCCUUUAAUCUAAAGAAUAGGCAGCUAACAGGCAGAACCGGAUUCUCCAGGUGUGAGGCAAGACUCCAACUACGCAGGUGGAAAAGCAACAAAAACAAGCCAAAGGAACAAGACAAAGGAGAAAAAAGAAGAUGAAAGACCGACUUCAAGAACUGAGGCAACGAACAAAGGAAACUGAGCUCUCUAAAGACAAGGAUGUGUCGACUACAGAAGCAGAGGAACAAGGGGUGUUUCUGCAGCAAGCUGUUAUUUAUGAAAGAGAGCCUGUAGCUGAGAGACACCUACAUGAGAUACAGAAACUACAGGAGAGUAUUAACAAUUUGACAGAUAAUGUUCAAAAAUUUGGGCAGCAACAGAAAAGUCUGGUGGCUUCAAUGAGAAGGUUUAGUCUACUUAAGAAAGAGUCUAGCAUUGCAAAAGAGAUAAAAAUCCAAGCAGAACACAUUAACAGAGGUUUGGAUGAUUUAGUAAAAGAAGUUAAAAAGUCAGAGGAUGAAAGUGGUCCCUCAUCGGUGGUCACAAGGAUACUUAAAUUUCAGCACGCUGCAAUGUUCCGCCAUUUUCAGCAAACUAUGUUUACAUACAAUGACACAAUAGCAGCAAAACAAGAGAAGUGCAGGACAUUUAUUUUCCGUCAGCUUGAAGUUGCAGGAAAAGAACUACCUGAAGAAGAAGUAAAUGAUAUGCUUCAUCAAGGAAAAUGGGAAGUUUUUAAUGAAAGCUUACUCACAGAAAUCAGUAUCACUAAAGCACAACUCUCAGAGAUAGAGCAGAGACACAAAGAACUGGUUAAUCUGGAAAACCAAAUAAAGGAUUUAAGGGAUCUUUUCAUUCAGAUAUCUCUUUUGGUAGAGGAACAGGGAGAAAGUGUCAACAGUAUUGAAAUGAUAGUGAAUGGCACAAAAGAAUAUAUUAACACUACUAAAGAAAAAUUUGGACUAGCUGUAAAAUACAAAAAAAGAAAUCCUUGCAAGAUAUUGUGUUGUUGGUGUUGUCCAUGCUGUGGCUCAAAAUAAAGAAGCUAUUUUAGAAA